CCUUCGCGACGGGCUAGUUACCUCAUACACGCGAAGAGAGGAAGCUGGAUUUUGCGCUCUUGCUUAUUUCUGGAUUUAACAAUCAUCAUGAGACUGACACUUAUUUUGGCCCUGGCUCUGGUGGUGGCUGCGGCGUCGGGCCUGCCGCAGAGGUGCCGCAACCCGCGCGGCUGCCGCAGUGUCAGGCCGACCGGCAGGCCUCUCCGAGCCCCCGUGGGCGCCCUCAGGUCCCCCGCUAGGCCUCCCAGGACCCAGGCGGCGGGAGUGAGACGCCCCGCGAAGAGGCCCACGCCCACAACUGCUCCUGCCGCGCCGUCGUCGGUGGAGCUGGCUGCGGCGCCCCUGAGCGAGGACCAGUUCGACGUGAAGCCGCAGGUGGGCGUGGACGGGUGGCUGGCGUCGCCGAAGAGGACGACGCAGCCGGCCAUCGAGGCGAGGACGGAGCCGCCCUCCAAGGCCGACAAGCCCGGCAGCUGCGACACGCCCAAGGGAUUCGGAAUCAAGUGCAUGACGCGGCUGGACCAGUGCAUGAAGGACCACGAGUGCCCGGGCUCCACCAAGUGCUGCAUGGUGGGGGAGUGCGGCUACCUCUGCGUCAAGCCCAAGCUGACCUCCAGCGAACCGAAGGAGGCGACGAAGGAAGGCCCCAAGAGCGAGGCGAAGAAGAACAAAGAGAAGGACGAGGAAGAGGAACAGGAGAACGGAGGAGAGAACGGAGGAGAACAAGAGGGAGAAGGGACGACGACCUUGUCUCCUCCUGAAGGCGGAUCGGAAGAGAGACAGAGCAACGAAAAGGUGGAAGGAAGAGAACAGAUCGACGAAGAGAGCGAAGAAGGAGAAGAGGCGACAACGGAGAAGACAGACGUUGACAGAAGGAGAAAUCAGGAAAAGAGGAAGAAAAAGAAGUGAAGGAAGGAGCGACUGAGGGUAAAGAGGAAGGAGAAGAAGGGGAGGAGGAAGGAAACAAAAACUCAGGAGGCGAGGGAGGACGUGACCACGACGGCGCCUUCAGGAGAGGAAGCGACGGAGGCACCGAGCCAGGAGGAGGGGAAGGAAGAGGAAAAAGCGUAAAGGAAGAAAUAUAAACACUACGCCCCGUUUUCUUGUUAACUAAUUCGCUAUUCGUUUCAUCCUGUUGUAAGUUUAUAUUAGCUGUUUAAUUCAUAACGUUUUCGAAUCUAAGGAAACACACACACACACACACACACACACACACACACACACACACACACACACACACACACACACACACACACACACACACACACACCUUCCCUCACACACCCCACACAACCCCCCACACACCCAGCCCUUCCCCCACACAUCCCCCUCCCACCCCCACACACCCAGCCCCCCAAAAAAAAACUAAACCAUACCCUCGACAUUCCUUUUAAAAAUGGCUACUUCUUCAGGAGAUAGAAGGCGGGUCCUCCUUGUCUCCUAAGCUCAGGCAUUCUUUUGGCACUCGAUAGACGCGAGGCACUUUGGACUUCAAAUGUUAACCACAAUUUUGAUGUAAAUAUAUAUAUUUUCUUGGCCUUUUUAUUUUUUUUUGGCCUAAUAAACUAUUGUGUAAAAUGG
This is a messenger RNA of Penaeus monodon (black tiger shrimp), 1581 nucleotides long. RefSeq names its product zinc finger E-box-binding homeobox 1-like. Gene Ontology annotation, molecular function: peptidase inhibitor activity. The coding region runs from base 88 to 909 and encodes 273 amino acids. The record is from RefSeq and is a predicted model, not a curated record. Gene Ontology annotation, cellular component: extracellular region. Lineage: Eukaryota; Metazoa; Arthropoda; Malacostraca; Decapoda; Penaeidae. The transcript has 5 exons.